Saccharomycodes ludwigii is the source of this 2781-nucleotide messenger RNA. It is a transcript of the gene RIE1, whose product is annotated as Rie1p. The record is from RefSeq and is a predicted model, not a curated record. The transcript has a single exon. Lineage: Eukaryota; Fungi; Ascomycota; Saccharomycetes; Saccharomycodales; Saccharomycodaceae. Gene Ontology annotation, molecular function: RNA binding. Bases 1 to 2781 code for a protein of 926 amino acids.
AUGAUUAGCACUAGUACUAAUUUCACAGGAGAUAAUAAAGAAGAGGGUGCCGACUCCAGCGUACCUAGUUUUACAAUGUCACAACUGGAACAAUUGUCCAAUACAAAUAUAUUAACUAUAAGGCUAGCAAGCAAACAAAAUUCAACAUCAAGCAUUUCAAUCAUAACUAAUACCAUUAAUAAAAUAGCUAUUUCAUUAAGUAGCACCGUACCCCCUUCAUCUUUUUCUCAAAUAAACAGUGAUAUAAUUGAAAAAUAUCAAUAUUGGCCUCAAGAGAAAAGAUUGCACUUUAUAAAAGACCAGUCCAAUUGUUUAAGUUUUGAAAUGGGUGACGUUGAAUAUAAAAAUAACUUUUUAAAUGAUCCAACUUUGUUAUCCACUGUAAACUUUACCAAAAUUUAUCAGUUUCAGUUCAAAAAUUUGCUAGAUUUACAAAAAAUGAGGGAUGAUGUUUAUAAUAAACUAAUCCAAUAUAACGAUAAAAUAUAUUAUGCCAUUUCCUUUAACCCAUAUGCAUUAACACAUCCCGGAAAUUUGUAUAUCAGAGGACUACCAUUAAAUUUAAAGGUACAUGACAUCCAGCCUAUUUUUGCAAAUUUCGGCCAUGUUUUAAACUUGAAAAUUAUCCAUGAUAAGAAAUCGGGCCAAUCGUUAGGUUAUGGGUUUGUUAGUUAUUCCUUGGGCAGCGAAGCUGCUGAAUGUGUUAAAAAAUUAAAUGGAAAGUAUAUGAAUGGUUCAUUGCUGUUUAUUAAUUACCAUGUUGAGAGAAAAGAAAGAGAAAGAUUGCAUUUGGAUCAACUUAAGGAGGGGAAUGACGACACAAAAUUCAGAGGUGUUUUCAUUGGAAAUUUGCCAAUAACGAGUACCAAUACUAUUGUCGAUACUUACGAUACUACAGCCAACGAAGUUAAAAAUUACAUAACCCCAAUCCAAGUAGUUAAGAGGAUAAUAGACGUUUUAACAAAAAAAAAUAUUAAGCAAAAAAUCGAGAUUGUUUCGUUUUACUUUCCGAAACACAAUUCUCAAACAAACAUAACAUAUCAUGAUACAGAGGAAGACGAAGAAUAUUCCGUUGAUUCAAGUCAACAAGAGGAGGGCGAACUAUCCAAAAAUGCGGAAACUUGUGAUAAUCGUGAUGAAAUCAGUCCCUUAAAGGGCUAUGGCUUUAUGAAAUUUAAAACGCAUGCCCAGGCCUUAAAAGUGGUUGAGUUGCUCAAUGGGUACGAAUGGUUACAACACAAAUUGGUAGUUAACAAAGCUAUCCAAAAUACAUCGCCUAGUGCUACAGUUCGUUCGCCACAACCGCCCAGUGCGAUCAAAAGUAAUUCUAACAUAUCUAUACCUAUUAAUAAUGGUAUUGCUAAUACUGAUAUGCAUAAUGAAAGCAAUAACGUUAAAAUGGCUUCAACGAGUAUUUUCCAAAGUUCACCGCCUAUACUGCCGCAUCCAACAAUACCCUUUCAAUAUAUUAGCACGACACUACCUCAGACACCAGUGCCUAAUUUUAGAGGUACUUCACUGCCAGUGUUUAUUCCUCGAGCACCAUUAGAACAAUUAACACCGAUCACACUGAGUCCUGGUAAUAGUCAGAAUAAUGAUAUCACGACCACCACUCCUGUUGCAAAUUAUAAUAAUAUCAAUAUCAAUACUAAUAAUACCAAUGGUAAUGUCAACACUAACAAUACUCAACAACCUAUUAUUUUGCCAUUAACUUUGCCUAUUCCCACGAGGGAUCAACAGGAAUCGAAUUUGUACAUUAAACAUUUGCCGUUGGAGUGGACAGAUGAUGAUUUAAUUGAAUUAUAUAAAAGAUUUGGCGAGAUUAUAAGCGCCAAAGUUAUUACUGUUGGUGGUAGCAAAAAAAAUUCGAAUGAAGCCGUAACAACGCAUCAACAGGAUGAUGGUGGUGAAGGGGUUAACGCCAAUGAUACAUUAGCGGAAAACACUAUGCAGUAUUAUGAGGAGAAUACAAGCAACCACGAUAAUAACAACGGAUUACCCAUAGGUGCAUCUAAAGGAUAUGCAUUUGUAUGUUUCAAAAACCCAUUGGAUGCAAGUAGAGCCAUGCUAGAAACGAACAAUUUGAGAGUAGAUGAUAACCACGUACUGUAUGUCUCGUUUGCUGCAAAAAGAACAAAUAAUAAUAGUAACGCUGGUAAUGAUAAUAGUGCUGACAAUAUUUCUACGACAAGGAGAAGAUAUUCAUCUGCAACGCAUACGAAUCAGAAUGUACAUGCCAUACCAUACUAUCAAAGGUAUAUUGGCAAGAGCAAUAGUAUAAACGGUAUAAAUAAUAUUCAUAACAAUAGUUAUAACCAUAACAAUAACAAUUAUGCGUACGGCAAUUUUAAUCCAAAAUUUUUACAAGCGAUGUACUAUUCACAAACACAAGCGAUUCCCACUCCAUUACAAAUUAACCAUCAUGUAUAUCCUACACUUAUAACGCCUAGCUCUCCUUCAACUAAUUCGAUCAGUAGUAGUGUUGGCAGCGAUAGCAGUACUAAUAGUAGCAUUAAUACUUCGGCAAGUGGCACCAACAAUAAUAUAAAUCAUAGGGUUAGCAAUGGUAUUGCCAACAUUAAUAUAGGGUCAUCAUCUCCUCCGUUACAGAUGCCUUCUUAUUUUGUUAAUCAAUAUCCGAUUAUGCCUAGUACUAUUAUUAAUACACCUAUUAUGCCAAGUAAGAGUGUUAACGUUAGCAGUAGCGAUAAUGCCAUUGACCCGAAAUUGAACUAUAAUAAUAACAGUAGUGCAUCUAACAAAAAGAAAGAAGUAAAGUAG